CCGACGACUGUUGACGUUUGACUGUGUAUUAGAAUGGGUUCGAAUGGAUCCAGUAUUCGCCAGACGAGGGAUAAAAUGUAAAAAAAUAAAUUAAAUAUAACAAGCACGUUUGGAGUAGACGGAUCAAAUACAUGGUUAUUAGAAUUUAAAGAAUAUUUUAGGAGAGUUUGAUGGUGCCGACAUGUGUGUCGAUCCGUUAAAGAAUGUGUGCCAUUGGGGCCCGCUUACUGCUCUCGAUACAAUCUUUCAAUAUAAAUUCCAUAUUACUUUAAUAUUAUUAUUGUUUUUGCUUUUUAAGGAAAAAGUAACAGACACUCAGUUCUUGCAAUAUUGUGCUGUAUGUGAAGGGUAUAAAGCACCAAGAUCUCAUCAUUGCAGAAAGUGUGGUCGUUGUGUGAUGAAAAUGGACCAUCAUUGUCCAUGGAUAAAUAAUUGUGUGGGACAUUACAAUCAUUGUCAUUUUACAGCAUUUUUAGCAAGUGCUGUUUGUGGUUGUUGCAUUUCCACAUUUACAUUGGUUUCUUGGGUGAUGAGUACUGUAUUAUCUUCAAGACCAUUAUCAUACCCACCACCUUCUGUAUUUAUUCUGAUAUUAGUGAUCUUCACUAUUGGUUUGUCAGUUGGUAUUAUACUUGUUGUUGGAGCGUUACUUUAUCGGCAACUAUCGUCGAUAUUUGGAAACAAAACAGAGAUUGAAGAUUGGAUAUUAGAGAAGGCACAUUAUCGAAGAUUGGGAACUAGAGACAAAUUUAUUUAUCCAUAUUCAAAAGGAUGGCGUUUUAAUAUACAUCAAGUUUUCACAUGGAAUUGCAUUCCAAUCGGUGAUGGAAUUCACUGGCCUGUAAUCGAAGGCUGUGACCAAUAUACGUUAACGCGCGAACAGUUAGCUCAGAAGAAAAAUAAACGGAAGAGAGCUAAGACUUACAGAGUUAUAGACCAAGUAUCUGGAUCGUAUUAUCCAUUGGGAUACGGUUGGGGCGUGCUUUGUCACUCGCCUUGCAUCGAUAGAACUAUUAAGCUCAACAUCGGGGAUAUUGUGAUCGUAACGCGAUGGGGAAAAUACUGGUUAUUUGGAGAGAAGAAAAGAGAGGACGAAAACGAGAAGCAAAUACGGAUCCGAGGUUGGUUUCCACGACGUUGCGCUAUCGAAGUGAUCGAAAACACUUCCGCCUUAAAGGAGUCAGAUUAA
Habropoda laboriosa is the source of this 1189-nucleotide messenger RNA. RefSeq names its product palmitoyltransferase ZDHHC6. Gene Ontology annotation, cellular component: Golgi apparatus. The record is from RefSeq and is a predicted model, not a curated record. Lineage: Eukaryota; Metazoa; Arthropoda; Insecta; Hymenoptera; Apidae. Gene Ontology annotation, biological process: protein palmitoylation. Bases 182 to 1189 code for a protein of 335 amino acids. The transcript is spliced from 6 exons. Gene Ontology annotation, molecular function: palmitoyltransferase activity.